This is a messenger RNA of Populus trichocarpa (black cottonwood), 792 nucleotides long. RefSeq names its product NADH-ubiquinone oxidoreductase chain 2. Lineage: Eukaryota; Viridiplantae; Streptophyta; Magnoliopsida; Malpighiales; Salicaceae. The record is from RefSeq and is a predicted model, not a curated record.
UCCAUGAUCUAUGGGUCUACUAAAGCUACCCUCUUCGAUCAAUUAGCCAAGAUUUUGACCGGAUACGAAGGUGCUCGAUCUAGUGGUAUUUUUAUGGGGAUUCUUUCUAUCGAUGUAGGAUUUCUAUUCAAGAUCACUGCAGUUCCUUUCUAUAUGUGGGCUCCUGAUAUCUAUGAGGGUUCACCCACCUCGGUUACAGCAUUCCUUUUUAUUGCGCCUAAAAUCUUUAUUUCUGCUAAUAUUUCAUGUGUUUCUAUUUAUGGUUCCUAUGGAGCUACAUUGCAACAAAUCUUUUUUUGCAGCAUUGCUUCUAUGAUCUUAGGAGCACUGGCCGCCAUGGCCCAAAUGAAAGUCAAAAGACCUCUAGCUCAUAGUUCAAUUGGACAUGUAGGUUAUAUUCGUACUGGUUUCUCAUGUGGAACCAUAGAAGGAAUUCAAUCACUACUAAUUGGUAUCUUUAUUUAUGCAUUAAUGACGAUAGAUGCAUUCGCCAUAGUUUCAGCAUUACGACAAACCCGUGUCAAAUAUAUAACGGAUUUAGGCGCUCUAGCCAAAACGAAUCCUAUUUCAGCUAUUACCUUCUCUAUUACUAUGUUUUCAUAUGCAGGAAUACCCCCGUUAUUCGGCUUUUGUAGCAAAUUCUAUUUGUUCUUCGCCGCUUUGGGUUGUGGGGCUUACUUCCGCCCAGUGGGAGUAGUGACUGGCGUUAUAGGUCGUUGGGCGGCUGGAAGGUUGCCACGAGUAAGUCAGUUUUGGGGAUCGAAGGCAGUUCUCCGUGCAUCAGACACGUAG